Molecule: messenger RNA, 884 nt
Organism: Dipodomys spectabilis (banner-tailed kangaroo rat)
Lineage: Eukaryota; Metazoa; Chordata; Mammalia; Rodentia; Heteromyidae
Gene: CUNH2orf92
Product: chromosome unknown C2orf92 homolog
Exons: 9
Coding region: 1-876 (291 amino acids)
Source: RefSeq, a predicted model, not a curated record
AUGGCCCGGCCGGGCCGAGUGCACGGCCUACGCAAGCCCCAAGGGGCUUUCGGGGGCCCCGCGGCCAAUCACCACUCUCGCUGGUCCCAACUGACAGCGGGCACCAGACCCCGCUGCAAAGGAAGGGGCGGGGCCUUCAAGGACUGGCCAGCCAAUGGAAGCAACCCUGGAGAAGGGACAGUGCGUUGCCAAGGUUCAGAUCAUAAGCAUUCAUCAAGUUCAAAUAAUCUAGAUGACGAUUUGGAGAAAAUAUUUGAUGAGAUUCUACUGCAGGUGUUUCCCAGUGAUCCAUAUGACACAUCAAAGUAUGAAGCCAAAACAGCAGGCAGACUGAUUACAAGGAGAGACACGAAUGAAGGUCACUUCCAGACGAACAGCUUAAACAAUUCUGACUUUGCAUCAAGUGCAGUUAAGCGAGAGGAACAUUUGGCUAAAAUAUUUGAUGAGAUUCUACUGCAGGUGUUUCCCAAAGAUCCACACCACAUGGUACACAAUGAAGCCAGAACAACAGGCAGACUGAUUACAAAGACAGACAUGAAUGAAGGAGACAUCAACGAGAAAAAAGAUGCUUUGGCGGAACAUCAGAACUAUAAUAUCCAAUAUAGGAGUCAGCCGUGUGGGCAACUGAUGCGCUUCCUACAGAGGAAUAUCAUUACAGCCGCCAUUGCAGUGGCCUGCAUCCUAGCCAUCAUCGUGCUGUUGCUGCUCAUGCUCUCUGCAUACCUCAGAAGGAAACGCCCAUUGUGUCCUCCAGCAAACAUGACAUACAAUAUUUUUAUAAUGAAUGGAAAGAGUUGGUGGCAAAAGUCUCAGGACAAGACUCUCAGAAAAUUUAGGGGAAGAGUGAAUAAGCUGAAGAACUGUUCCUGUGUCUAAGCCAGGUG